GUCGGGGAUGGCGGUCGCAGCUGAGAGCAAAGGUUUAGUAUUCUUCAGGAAAAAUAAUUUCCAGAAAUGAAAAAUGGUAUUUGGCAACAUGGAGUCAAUAAGUGCUUGGACUGCAGUAAAAGAUGCAAGUGAAAGAGUAUUUCCCAGUUGUAUCAGUGCGAGAUGUCGAACUGUGUAUCCUAUAAAGUGUAAAGAUGAAAGAUUAUUUAUCUAAUGAUUUAUCUUUUGCAUUAUUGUUUUUGUUGUAACUUGUAUAAUCCAAUAUGCAAAAUAAAAGUACUCAGAGAACCAGACAAAAAAAGGUUAGUCGUGUCUAUUCUUCAAGGCCCAGGAGAUCAAGAUCCCAAGAACAAGUAGAAAAUAGUGAAAAGGACUCGCAGCAUAAUGAUACCUGCAGUAAGGCUUCCUCUGGCAAUAAUAUAGAUUUGCCAACCAGAAAUGUAGAUGCAGCUGUGACUAGCCUUACACAGUCCUUCUCAUUUGACCCUGAAGUAGGGGCAUCAGGCACACCAGAAAAUGACCUCAACAGAACAGAAGAGAAUUUGUCUUCGGUAUUUAAUUUAUGCAAUGCGGAAUUUGCUCUCAGAGAAGAUCCAAGGUAUGUCACAUUGUCAGAGAAUUCCAAGAAUGCUACUACACAAACAUUCCUGGAGACCGUACAGUUGUUGGCUGAAGGUAAAAAUGAAACAGAAUCCGGAGAAAUAGUAUCCGAGAAUAACUUUGCCCCGAGCACUUCAAGAAAAAUCCUACAAAAAAAUGCUGAAUUCCCAGAUCGUAGUAACAGUGGCUCAGAACCUGCAACAGAUCCAUUGCAAAUACAAAUAUCAGGAAAAAACAGGAAAAUAAUUUCUUCCAGCGACAAUGUUACACACUAUGUGCAGCGAGGAAGUCUACAGGCAGGAAAUGUUAGGAAUGUCGAUAAGCUAAAAAGACCCCAGUACCAAGUUUCGGGGUUUAUGGAAGAUCACGCAGAGUUUGCCUCAGAUUGGCGGGAGGCAGCUCAAAGACAAGGAGGACGAUACACCCCGUCUGUGCUAGAGUCAACAGUGGAUGGAAGUGUUGUGAAAGGAGCGCGGAGGCCAUAUGGAUCAAGAGUUACUCCUACAGAACUUGACAGCUUCAUUGACAUGGCUAUCCAGAUUGGGAGUGAUGAGAAAGAUCCCCUUAUUUCAUUAGAUGAGUGGGGCCUAAAGACUGAGCAACACAAAUACAAGUGUUCUGCAUGUAAGGCAGUGAGCAAGACACGCUUGGAUAUUGAACAACACAUUGCAGAUACGCAGAAAGACCAUGAAAAAGCAGUAGUGGUGGUGCUGAUAGGCCCAGAGGCACGAGGAAGAAGCUGCCCCCUCUGCCAUGAGAUAUUUCAAAGGACUCAUUUGUUUAAGCAUAUUAGGGAAUCCCACAACACUUUCUUUCCCUUGCGCUGCGGGUACUGUGUAUUCAUGGGGCAGGAUCACAAUCAACUGCGUCAUCACAUUCGCAAGAAGCAUGGCACAUCCAAAUAUCGAAUCAUAGACGUUUCCCUCAUCCUCUCUGAAAAUGAUGAAUUAGGUGAGAAAUCUUUGCUGGAAGAUGAGGACCAGAGUGAUGAGGACAUCAGAGAAGAUUCAGCACCUCAGGGGAAUAUGCUCUGCCCUCUCUGUGGAAAAGGGUUGAAGAACUUGCGGAAUUUGAAGAAGCACGUGGCCCAACACAGCCGUCAGAAGCAACAGUGUAUGCUCUGCCCCUUCACGACAACUUUCCCAACGCAAGUUCGCAGCCAUUUUCGACGCAAGCACCCAACACAUUCUCCCAAAUGGCAAAAGGUGACAUUAGAGAAAGGUGGCAGUGAUGCCCUGGUGGAAGAUGUUGGUCCAUACUUGCGUCUCAUCACCAGAAAGUAUGGAGUGCGGCAGCCAAAGAAAGAGAAGAAAUGGAUGCGGCAAUAUAGGUGUCCUCACUGCGAUUAUACCUGCAGUUUCAAUUCUUCAUACAACCGUCACCUGCGUCUACAUAAAGGUGUCAAGCCAUAUAAGUGUGGGUAUUGUGAUUUUCAUGGCAGGGAAGCCUAUGUUGUGAGGAAGCACUGUUCAAAGGUGCAUAAGGGUAAAGAGGUACUUAUUGAGAAUGACAAGAACUUCAAGGCUCCAUAUCGCUUUGAAUCAAGAACCAAGAUAGAAAAUUAUGAGUGGAGAUCAUGUCCAGGUAAUGAAGGACUGAAGAACAAUGUCAGUCAGGAAAAUGAGUCCUGUCAGCUUAGCAAGGGCAGUGACAAAGAGCUUGCAGUAGCAGGGACUCUCAGCACCAGUGCAAUGACAGCUCAGUCUGCUGUUGAUUGCUCAGAUGAAAAGGUGUUGAUGGCUGGUUCUUCAGCUUCAUUUGCCAAAAAAUUUGAAUGUUUGACAUUUAAGACCCUCAGUGUUAUGGCAGAAGAUCAGGUUGUGAACACUUUGCAUGUUCAACAAGAACAAAGACGAAUGAGAAGUGAUGAAUUUCAGCAAAUGUCAGAGGCUGUUGUUUCUUCAUGUGGACAAGGUGGACCAUUAGUAACACAAGGUGUGGGACCAAAUUUCAAGAGAACUGCAAAUCUUAGAAGACAGAUGGAGAAAGUAGUCACAGAUACAUUAGAGUGUGAAGAGUCCAAUUCAAAGAAAAAGUUGAAUUAUGAGGUUGCUGCAGUCACAAAUUCAUCACUUCAGCCCAAUAGUUCUGAAUCCUCAAAUCCUGAACUUUGUAAUUUGAGGCCAAACUUUGAACUUCAACCUGAAAAUCAAUCUGUAAAAGUUAAAACAUUCAAAGUCAAACAUGUAACCCAAAGCAAAUGUGUGAAUGUGAACGAGAUAUGGACAGAUGCUAAAAAAUUACCCAGUACAGUAUUAGAUACUGAGAUUAGUAACACAAAUGUAGAUAGAGUAGAGACUAGUCUAGAUUCUACGAAGUGUGAACCUUCAUUUUGUUCCAUUAGCUCUGUUUCAUUAGACUGUGAAGAUGGUAGCGAUAAAACUGUUGUUAUUGAGUUAUGUGCGACCGAUUAUGAAGGCUUUACUGUUAAAGAAGUUCCUGGUUUUAAAAAGCUGGAAAAGAAAAAUUCUGAAGAGCCUGUUUCCUUAUACGCAGAUACAAAAAGAGUGAUUAAAACCCAUCAGUCUUUACCUGUGCAAUCUGAAAAUAAAGCAGUUGCAUCCUCUCUCUCAAAGGACUUCAGUAUUACUGAACCCACAACCUCAAAAAAAAAUGUAAACAAACUCAUUACACCAGAAGCUACCAAAAUUGGAAAUUCAGGGGCUAAUCCAUCCAAUGGCCUAGAGAACACACUUCAUACUCACAUUGCCUUCCUCACAGACUCUCUUGUGCAGCGCCUCAGCAGCCCAAUAUCAGCCACUCCAGGGGUCAUGACAAGAGACUUGCUUGGACUGGACUACAGCAAUAGUGACUACUUUAGCUCUGAGAAAGUACGGCUCAUGAUGAAGAAAAAGAGCGGAGGAAGAGUCAAGUGCAAUGUAUGCGGGGUGACUACAACCUAUCGGGCAUUCUACAAGCACGCUAAAAAGCACUUUCAUAUUAAGCCAUUCAAGUGUGGCUAUUGCUCAUAUAGAUCAAUUGAGAAGAGCAGGAUCCGAGUGCACAACACUUUUUGCCACCCAAAUCGUCCUUGCAUUAUUCUUAAGUUGUCACCAGAAACUGCUGGGAUCACCGCAGGUGGAACACACCAGACUUCCAUGAAGAUGGGCCAGCCUGAUGCUGGCAGACUUCCAAAUAGAACAAAUAAAGUAGAUGAUGAAAACUUUACAACAUUUCCUGAUGCUGGAGGUUCUGCAAGAGACAGCAACAAUACUAACAUUUGCAAUAAAAUGUUACCAUCCAAUAGCAAUUCUUGCGAGUCUCAAGUCGCCAUUAACAAAAUGGCAGCUGAUAAAAUAGUUGACCACCAUUCCCCUUCAACUACCUCAACUGUGGUGUCUAAUGUGUCUCCUGGGCCCUCAACAUUCCAUUGUCCCAUUUGUUAUAAGCAACUGCAGAUUCACACACCAUCAAUAAGAAGGCACUUGUAUAGUCAUUAUGGCUACAAACCUUACAAAUGCGGUUACUGUAACUUCACUGCCAUUGGCCAAAAUGAGAUCCGUGCACAUCAUGUCACCCAUGGCUUUGCCACAGUGCCCAAGGUGGAGUCUUCUGGCAUAGCCAUGCCAGCUGGCCUCACCUCUUACGUGAGUGAACUCCUAGGGCAGCAGCGAGGGAGCCGCAAGCCCCAGAAGAAGAGAGGGCAGGUUACCGAACACCAGAUGUUAGAUGAAACCUCAGAAAGUGAAAGGGAACCAACAGAGACCCAGCAGGAGCCAACUGACCUCAUGUGGACAGAGAUGGCCUCAAAAGAAGAGUUGGCCACCAUUUACUUUACACCCCAAGAGCAACCCCAGCAGGCUCUAGUUCCUACUCCCAAUACACAGCAGGGUCUAGAUCUUCCAGUUGAAGCAGGGCCCCUGACACAGCCACUUGAGCCUGUGGAUCUAUAUUCUGAGGCAGCAUAUGCUGUACAGGUUCUUGAGUCUGGGCAGAAUCCGGGGCCUGGCACAAGUCCUCCCUCACAACUUGAUGUUGGAGGUAAUUCAUAUUCACAGUUUGAUUCAGACCAGGUGUGUGUUGUUUAUCUGAUUGAUUAGGUACUCAGCAAGAAUUGUUAAAGGAACUCCAUGUUAUUUAUGAAGCCACAGAUUAGCAAAAUCUGUUUUUUUCCAACAGAUGAUCCAAGAAAUGGAUAAUGGAAAUGAGUAGGUUUGUAAAUGCAUUAUGCAAUGGCAAAAAGGAAAUCUAUGAGUUGUCCUGAAAUGAUAUUCUUUUUAUAAAUACCUGAUACUACUUCUCUUUGAGUUAUCAACCCAUCAAAAAACAGUUUUUAUAUUUUUCCUUUUUCUUAUAAAAAAAUGUUGGUGAUUUUACAGGCUAAUAUAUACAUUCAGAAAGAUCUUUAAAGCAAGGUUGAAUUUGCUUUUUUUCAUAUCUAGAGGUUUCUGGAAUAUGAAUGCAUUACAGAAGUAAUGAAAUUGAUGCAUGUAGAGACAUGCAUAAUAUAUGCAUUUGAUACUGCAUUUAUUGUCAUACAGUAUGUGUCCCUUUCUCACUAUUUCCUAUGCUUUAUUGUUAUCCCUUGUAAUUCCUUUUGACUUGAUUUGUUCACUUAUUGUUCUCAUUUUGUUUCACUUUUUUAAAUAACAUUUCAUACAAUAUGACAUUGGGUCUGCAACCUUCUUGUCUUUUCUCAUCUCAUUGUGGUACUUUAUACUGAUUGCCUAUAAGGAAAGAAGAAAUGGGCAAUUUUAAAACCUAUAUACAUUAUUUAAUAUUUUUAUAUUAAAAUUUGCAGCCCUUAAUACCACUUUAUUAUUUGCACCCAAAAGAGACUUUGAAUUAGAGUACUCCAGUGUCUGGGGUGAGUUGCCAGUUUGUUCUCUCCAGAGAUUGGACAGUAUUUAUUCCCUUGGCCCUUGUUUGUAAAUAUUCCUUGUGUUCUAGAUUUGCAAGUGAUUCCAAGCUUAGAACAUAUGCGCAUACAGCUAAGUAUUCACAUACUAGAACUAUGAUAGAACUUCCAUAGGUUUUUUCAGAUUGAAAUAUGUCUUUCCUUUCAGUAGUGAUAUGCUGUAUAUAACUUAUGAAAGAAAGUUAUUAUAUGUGUAUUUAGAUAUAGACUUAUAACUUUUCUGUGACUAGAUUAUUCCAUGUCUUAUUACCUCAUUACAUUCAUUGCAGGAUUUGUGAGCAUUCUUUGCUGUAAUUUAGUGAUAUAUUUUUACGUGAAUAUUAGAAAGUCAGUAAUUACAUUGAGAGAAGGAAGAUCAACAGAUACUGAUUGAGAGAAAAUGAUUAGUAAUAUUUUAUAUUUCCUUCAACUAAAUAUUAGAAUGAAAAGAACUUGCUGAUUUCUUCAUACCACACAGAUUAAUAGUAAACAAUUCUGAGAACCAGAAAGAUAGAUUCUUGACUAAAAAAUUAAGUUUAAAAUGAAAUAGUACAAGAAGCAUCAUAAUAUCUUAACCCAUUCGCCUCAUGUGGCAAGAAUACAUGCCAUGCCCACUGUAACACACGUUUAUUUAUUGUAUUUAGACAUAGAUGCCUCUACAAGUUCUUAAUCACCAAAUAGCUAGUUUAUCAGAACUACCUGUCUCACCUGUUUACCCUUUUCCUACACUGUAGAAAAGGGUCUUUUGUAUAAUUUCAUUGUCUAAAAUCUAUUAAUGACAAUUUGAUAAUCAUAACAUCAUAACAUCAAUAGCAAUGGUAUUGAUAAGAAAAAGUCAUUUUCCUGGCAAUUCAAGGAAUGGGAAAAUUAGGAUCGGUAACUAGGGCCUACUGAUAGACUCUUUGCCGGCUGAGCACACGUGGAGCCAUCUGUGUGUAACAAAAUUCACCAAAAACUACAGGGGACAGAACAUAAUUCCGGGGCGAAUGGGUUAAGGGUCCAGACUUGUAAACCUUUAAUAAAUGUUGGAAAGAAGCAUUAAAUACACUUAUGUCAAUUAAAUCAAACUAGUAACUGAAGUGAGAGAUAGGAUGUAUUUUUCCAUUUAUAUCAACAUAUUGAUUAGAAUCAACUAUCCCUUUGAAAAUGUUUGAAUAUGAAUGCUUAUUAGUAAAUGCAAUCUGAUUUUGAAGUUUAGGUAAAUAUUAAACUUUGGUUGGUUAAUUCUACCAAAAAAGUAGAAUAAAGUUAAUGAGAGUAUAGAUGAGCACUAAUAAGAUGAUAAUGCUAAAUGUUUUUGGUAAAGAUUAAUGUAGAUCUAUUUCAGGAAGCUCAUAACUACAAUACAUAUAAAUAGAGUUACCUAGUCCAACAUUUACAAUAUGUGCUAUACACUUUUGUACUUAUUCUCAUUUGAAUCUUUAUAUGAUUAAAUGAGUUGGAAAUUUACCCAUGUCUACUUUGUCUUAGCCAAGUUGCUUGAAAAAUUAUCAUGAUUUUCAAUAAAUAGCCCCUGAAAAUGAGAAAACAAUAUGGAUUGUGCUUUUUAUUUGUAUAUUUUGUGUACAACUGAGGUAAAGAUGGUUAGUUUGUUGUAAGUAAAUGUGAUAUGGCUGUGUGAAGGUUAACCUGUUCUGCAUUUAUUUAUUUUUACCAUUAGACAUGAGAAUGGUUAUAGACUUUAUGCAUUUAUCAUUGCUAUUAUUAGCAAAAUAUCAUAUAUUCUGAAAAUGGUAUGUAUGUGCUCCUUAUAUAUGAUUCAUUAAGUAUUAUUAUUCCUAAUGCAGAGUGAUUUAUUUUUCCUGUAAGCUGUUUUUAGUUAUGCAGUUUAGGUGAGAUUUGAAAAAGUAAGUUUUUGAAUUUACAUGUUUUGUUACAGUACAGUGAAUCCCAUUUCUGUACUCCUUCUCUACCUCCU
Penaeus indicus is the source of this 7355-nucleotide messenger RNA. RefSeq lists its product as uncharacterized. Gene Ontology annotation, cellular component: nucleus. The record is from RefSeq and is a predicted model, not a curated record. Bases 264 to 4640 code for a protein of 1458 amino acids. Gene Ontology annotation, biological process: positive regulation of transcription by RNA polymerase II. The transcript has 11 exons. NCBI's taxonomy places the organism in Eukaryota, Metazoa, Arthropoda, Malacostraca, Decapoda, Penaeidae.